Molecule: messenger RNA, 3182 nt
Organism: Anopheles gambiae (African malaria mosquito)
Lineage: Eukaryota; Metazoa; Arthropoda; Insecta; Diptera; Culicidae
Product: nuclear exosome regulator NRDE2
Exons: 2
Coding region: 123-3146 (1007 amino acids)
Biological process (GO): negative regulation of RNA catabolic process; regulatory ncRNA-mediated post-transcriptional gene silencing
Cellular component (GO): catalytic step 2 spliceosome
Molecular function (GO): protein binding
Source: RefSeq, a predicted model, not a curated record
AAUAAUCCGAAGCCGUGGAAGCUGAGCAGAACAAUUGUUUGUAAACAAUGCACGAAAGGGCAUAAAUCGCGGUUCAUCACAUUUUUGUGAAAAAUAUUCGUGUAGCGAUACUUUACCUUGCGAUGUCGUUAUUCCCGGCCUACAACACUGAACCCCUUGUGGCUAAAAGUGAACCAACGGCAAGCGCACCUUCGGAACUAGCCUGGCUAACAAAUCAAAGCUUCAUUCGUUUUGGCACAAAGCAAACGAAUGAUGAAACGGAAUCGGAAAACUCCGCACCGAAAACGCCGGACGAUAAUCAGUCCGACAUUGCCGAUGAGGAAUGCCGGCCAGACACGGCAAAGGAUAGCAAACCUUCCAAGCGCCACCGAAGUAAACACAAAAAGAAACGCAAGAAAAAACACUCCAAGCGACGUCACGGCUCCUCCUCCUCCUCCUCGCCGGAAAGUGAGACAGAAAAGCAAAAAUGCACUGCUGUAGCAAUUCCGGCACCUUCUGCGGUCCGCGUUUCCGAAGUCGACUACUACACCGAUGUAGAUCCGCUCAAAAUUUACCUGACAGUGGAGAAGCUGCACCGUCCGGCCUGUCCCCGUUAUCGUUUGGUUACCCUCAACCCUCUAGGCGUUCGUUUCAAUGGCAAGGGUUCCGGUCGGGAACGAUACAAACGAUACUACAGGACGGUGAAAGCGAAAGAGCGAGAGGGCAAAGCUCAUACAGGUAAGGAGGCACAGGAGGAAAUAUUUGCCCGCGAGGCAGAGCUGGAACGGUCGAUCCGGGCGGAGGAAACGGUGGACAAGUGGAUCGAACUGGUGCGCUACCGCCAGGAUCAUCCGAUCCACUUCGACAGCUACCAGAACCACAAGCGGGAGCUUUCGCUGAUCGAACGAGCCCGUCGCCAGUUUCCGUACGAUGAGAAGCUUCUGCAGCUCUACCUGGAAGCGAUCGUGCAGGUCCACCCGACCGACGAGGUGCUGAACCUGAUACGACGCGCCAUCACGAAAGACGAAACGAACGUGACGCUCUGGCGUUCGCUAAUACGUAACAAGCAGUGCGCGAUGGCCCAGUGCAUCGUGCCGGAUGUGCUGAAGCUGUACGAGAAGAGUACCCGCUCCCUGUUUAUGGCCCGGCGGAGCGACGAAACGAUGCUGCAGCUGUUCCGGAACUGUGCCACCUUCUGUCGUCAGGCGGGCCUGUGUGAGCUAAUGUUCGGCAUGGUGCAGCACGCGCUGAGCAUGAACGUGAGUGGACGGUACGGGACGGACGGUACGUUUGCCUCGCCCGAACACUUCCAGCAGCUGAUCGAGUACGAGGAGUUGAUUUUAAAAUCGGGCCUCCCAAUGAACGAGAUAUGGUUGCGGGUGGAGCAACUGCGUACGGCUUUCCAUUACUUACCGUUCGAGGGUGGUCGACUGGCCAGCGAUCCCCAGCGAAUGGUGCUGACGGACGAUGUGGUCGGUUUCGUGUAUCCGCUCAUCAACAAGACGCGUGCGUUCGAGCUAACACUGACGGCGUUAAAGUUAAUGAAAUUCCCUUUCCGCCGACAGUACGACCGGGAGGUGGAAGCGUAUGAAAUGGACUACCCGGAACAGCUGCUACCCAUCUUUCUGGACGUGUUUCGGGACCGUACGCUGGACGGUUCGCUUUACGCUUUCAUCAAACAGCUCAGCGUAGCGCCAUCGUAUAUAAGGGCAAAUAUUGCGCACGAAUCGUACCUUGAGUUGGUGCGAAAAUCGCUUGCCCUAGCGAUUGAUCACUUCACCGGGACAGAAAGUGCCGUGUUGCUCACUCUCUAUCUACAGCUCGAACGCAUACUGGUCUGCGAGGGAAAAGCAUUGUCCGCGGGGAGGAAGUCGAUCCUCGAGGAAGCGCAAGCAAAAGCGGUCCGUGCCAGGGUAAAGCACUUGCUAAAGCACACCCACAGCACGAACCAGAACAGCCUGCCCGUGUACGCGGAAUAUGGAUUGCUCGAGUACGAAAUGACAGGGCUUAGUGUAGCGUGCAGGAAGAUUUUUUCCACCUCCGUGCAGGUAUUCUGUUCAUCCGAACAAGCCGCACCACCGUCCGGUGACGAUGAUACGCAAGAGGAUGAUAACGAUCUUUUCCAUCUUGUGCUGACUGUGGUGGAGCUGCUACUGCUGGAAGGACAGAAAGAUGAAGCCAUUCAGACACUGACAAAUCUAGCGCUUAAAAGACACGAGCUGACGUUCGAAACGACGGCCACCACGCCAACUGUACCAGAUACGACCAAGCUUUCCGCUUUGCAGAAAUUCAGCGAUCGUGUUAACCGUGCCGUCCGUGCUGAAUCCCAACCCGACACGGAGCUAAACCCUCGCACGGAGCACCAUUUUUUAGUCCAUCCCUUGAUAACGUCGAUCAAAGCGUACGUGACGUAUCUGGCACUCAUAAGAUCGAAUCUAUCGGAAGCGACCAAACAACUGGAAACGUUCCUUUACCUCUUCAACGAUCCCACGAACGCAAGGCAAAGGCUACUGCGUGAGCAGCUGUUCGAGAUCUACCUACAGCUGUUCGAAAUCGCACGACAUGGCAGAAAGCAGGCCCACCAGCCACCGCCAGCGGAAGGUUUGCGCAGCUUGCUUGAUCUCGUCGAUCGUACGCUGAACGAAUUCCCUGCCAAUCUGUACGCACUGCGGCUGGUGGUGUUUAACGACAAUCUUCCUUGGUUGCGGUUGCGCGGCGUACUGGGGAAACAUCUCACCCCGCAAGCCGUACUGCUGCUGGUCAUUGCUGCUCGGUAUCGCGAGGCGUGCACGGCUGAAACGCUGGACGACUUCAUUGCCACGGAAGCAUCGCCUUACAAGCAACGUAUCCUGAACCUGCUCGGCGGUGCGCUGAAAUCAACCAGCACGGACAGUGCGGCCGUACUGUAUCGCAAUGCACUGCUCUGGCGGCUGUACCUGCGGGAACUGUUCGAUCAACCGAACGCGCCACCCGGAUACAGUGUGCUGGAGCAGUGCCGGAGAACGCUGUACGUGGCACUGGAAGCGUGCCCGUGGAAUAAGGCGCUCUACCUCGAUGGGGCGUCCUGCGCACCGCAGGAACUGUCCCAGCUGCUUGAUUUGAUGAUGGAAAAGCAGCUCCGGGUGCACGCGAUCCCGGAAGAGUUGGCUAUACUGCGUGAAGGAUAACAAUAAAAUGGUUUUCGGUGAUGUAUAUCCUACUUA